Colletotrichum spaethianum is the source of this 1038-nucleotide messenger RNA. RefSeq lists its product as uncharacterized. The transcript is spliced from 4 exons. Lineage: Eukaryota; Fungi; Ascomycota; Sordariomycetes; Glomerellales; Glomerellaceae. The record is from RefSeq and is a predicted model, not a curated record. The coding region runs from base 1 to 1038 and encodes 345 amino acids.
AUGGCAGAGCAUCAUCCACUUCCCGCGCUGCCUCCCCAGCAUCAGCAGCCAAACCAACAACUCUACCACGACCAAGCCGCCGAUUUCUACGACGAGCCGGCUCAAUUCCCGCCCUACCAGCAACAGUACGACCAGCCGCAGCCCGUACAACCGCCGCCUCGCGUUCAACCUCAGACUCAAGCUCCAGCCCAGAAGCAGCCGCAGUCUCCUCAUAGACGACCUAGAACAUUCAGCUUCCAGUCCAACAAGUCCCACAAGUCCCACAAGAGCUCGGGGAGUCACCCCAAGAUCGACUUGCACGAGACUCACCAGGAGAAGGAAGCAAAAAGAUUGCACAGCAAAGCCGAUCCUACCGUCGCUAUGAGCGAGGCCGAACCUUCCGCCGUCCAGGCAAUGACGAAGACGUCCUUGGCACCAUUGCGCGCCAUCCAGCACAAGGACACAACGGGCAACCCCAUCUCCGAGCCCGAUCGAUCCAACCCGACCCGCAGCCGAUGGGAGCGACCUUUGGAUACUAUCCGCAGCUUCGAGGCUGCCAUUGACGGAGGUUAUCGAGACCGCGACCGCCGCCAAUCAUACCGCUCAGACGCCGAGUCCGUUGCGACAUGGAACCGACGGAGCAGCUACUAUGCUAACCGCUCGUACGAGACUGUCACGUCGGCGGCUGGAAGCGGAAGUUCGGCGGAGCAUGCCGGAUACCACACCGACCCGACCAGCAGCGACAACAGCUCUAUCGAGCGGGCCCCGGCUCCUAAGCCCGAGCCUGUAAACGAUUAUGGCAGUGGCUUCAACCAGGGGCAAUCACAUCAAUCGCCCGCGUUCAAUCUUGAGAACGGUACACCAAACGGCCCGCAGAACGGCAAAGGCCAUGCCUAUUCAUCUGUGAAACAAGGACCCCAAAUUUCAGACAAGGGCGCCAAUGUGCUUCGGAGACCGGUCGCGGCCCCGCCUCAACAGCAACAGCAGCCGCAGCAGCGACCUGAAGCACCAGCCAAAAGAAAAAGCUGGUUUUCCCGCCGGUUCAGCAAGGCAUCUUGA